AACUUCCAGUACGUACCUGCUUGGUGUCACCGCCGGACUGUGUUCUUCUCAGAGUCGUUUGGGGUUCUCCAGUGUUAGGGAGCGUUCAGUGUGUUCCAAGCGGUUCUUCUCCUAAGUUUUCGUUGGUUAUGGUUUCCGUUGUUGCGUGGAGCCCGCGCGUUUGAUGAUACGUCUUCACCGGUGCACUUCCGUUCACUUGCUGCGGUAGCACAGUGACAUUACCCACACACACACACAAAGUAAGGCAACAGGAACCUACCGCAGACGCCAGCCAGGACGGUAGAGGUGGAGAGUGGUAGUACAGGCCACCACAAACCCAGCGGAGAUACAUCUACAAGCGAGACAGGGCGCCGCCGUCGCCACCCCGGGUAACUGUGCUGCACGGAAGGAUAGAGAGAGCGAGCGAGAUAGCGUAGUGCUGAUUUCGUCGAACUUCGCCCUUGAUUGCACGCUGGCCGUGCCCUACGUCGACCGGCGGAAGUGAAAUACCGAGCACUCUCGCGCCUGUGUGUUUGUGUAUGUGUGUAGAGGUGUGCGUGUGUAUGUGUAUCUGCUGUGUGUGUGUGCACGUUUGAUUGUGUGUCGGAGUGCCUCUAAGUACGGUGGUGUGUGAUCCGAGGUUUUGAGAAUCUCGGUAUUUUCUCGACGAAAAAUCACUCGCACCACAGGCCGUCGCCCCUUCUCCAGCAACAUAUACAUCGUUCCUUCGAGCUCCUUCCCUCCCACUACCCUUCCCGCACGCACAGGGAGGGGCAAGAAGACAACGGAUCAACCAUUGUCGCCGCGCGUGUUGAUGUAGUGGUGGAAUUUUGUGAUAAUUGAAUUAGUGCAAUAAUAUAUACGGCCGCGCAUAACCGCCGCGCCACCGUUACCGCCACGACAGUAAAAGCAAAGAGGUUGUUCUGGGGGUGCAAGAAGAAGGAGGCCGUACACAAGGGGGCACAUGUCGGUAUAGCACGUGCUCACACGGUACUCGCGGCCACGACAGCGGAACCGAAAGUAGCAAUAGGCAAGUAGGAGCAACAAACCGGAGCCAAUUCUUCCCAGUGUGAGAACGAGCAUAGCGGUCACCCAGUUGUGUGUGUGUGUGAGUGCGUGCGUGUGUUUGUUGCAGUAGUGAUCGUUCCCGGUUGGAGCAUAUUUAAUCGUCUGAAUCGUCGGACGCGUGGCAAGUGUUUCACGAUCGCAUCCUCUCCCGCCUGUCGACAACUGGGUCGUUGUCGGUCCCUGCCGUUCCGCCGCCCAAGAACGAAACGAAGGAUAACGGAAGCCGACGCCACCGCCGCCGCCGGAAGCGUGAGCCAAUCUCGCCGCCAGCAUGGAGUGCUGCCUGUCUGAGGAAGCCAAAGAGCAAAAGCGCAUCAAUCAGGAGAUUGAGCGGCAGCUGCGACGAGACAAGCGCGAUGCAAGGCGGGAGCUGAAGCUGCUGCUGCUGGGUACUGGUGAAUCGGGUAAAUCAACAUUCAUCAAGCAGAUGCGUAUUAUUCACGGCAGUGGCUACUCGGACGAGGACAAGCGGGGCUUCAUCAAACUAGUAUACCAAAACAUCUUCAUGGCGAUGCAGUCGAUGAUACGAGCGAUGGAUCUGCUGAAGAUAUUGUACAGUGAUCCGGCAAAUAUCGAGCAUGCCGAGCUAAUACGAAGCGUAGACUUCGAGACAGUGACCACAUUCGAACCGCCAUACGUUCAAGCAAUCAAAGACUUAUGGGCCGAUGCGGGCAUCCAGGAAUGUUACGACCGAAGGAGAGAGUAUCAGCUAACAGAUUCCGCCAAAUAUUACCUUAUGGAGAUCGAUCGUGUCGCAGCACCAAACUAUCUUCCAACGGAGCAGGACAUUCUGAGAGUGCGCGUGCCCACGACCGGCAUUAUCGAGUAUCCCUUCGAUCUGGAGGAAAUUCGGUUUAGGAUGGUAGACGUCGGCGGACAAAGAUCUGAAAGAAGGAAAUGGAUCCACUGUUUCGAGAAUGUAACAUCAAUCAUAUUCUUGGUUGCACUGUCGGAGUAUGAUCAGAUUCUGUUCGAAUCCGAAAAUGAGAACCGAAUGGAAGAAUCGAAAGCUUUAUUUAAGACCAUUAUUACGUAUCCAUGGUUCCAACAUUCGUCGGUCAUCCUGUUCUUGAACAAAAAGGAUUUGCUCGAGGAGAAGAUCAUGUAUUCGCAUUUGGUAGACUACUUCCCCGAGUACGAUGGACCACAAAGAGAUGCAAUAGCUGCCAGAGAAUUUAUACUUCGCAUGUUUGUAGACUUAAAUCCCGAUUCGGAGAAAAUAAUUUAUUCACAUUUCACUUGCGCGACAGACACCGAAAAUAUACGGUUUGUGUUCGCCGCUGUCAAGGACACGAUACUUCAGUCCAACCUAAAGGAGUACAAUCUGGUUUGAACUCGGAGAGGCAACAGUGCUUGCUUGCCAUUGGCACCUGCGUUUCGGUAUCGACUACAACAGAAGCAUAAUGGUGAACGAUCGCUGGCGAUGAUCUCGUUUACGUCAAAGGUGUGGUAUCCCUUCAUAAUUAUAUUUGCCUUUGGUGCCAUUCUACUGGAACUCUAUCAUCAUCGUUACCAACAAACCAACAAUUACACGCGCUAUUCGCGGAAGUGUCGGCACAGCAACCAACUAAAAAAAAGGCCGUGGCCCCAUACAGCGCACUGCACCACCCUGUGGACCGUAAAUGUAGUGGUUCAAAGUGAGCUGGGCAACAUCUUCCUCGGAGCGCUACAUCAUCAUUAGUCGUCCGUCAUUAUCGCCACACUACGGUCGCCAUCAUCAUCAUCAUCGUCGUCAUUUGCACACCCGCAACAAGAGCGCAAUGCAAUAGCGAGCAGCAAGAGCGGGCGAGCGGCAACGCGCGGAUACGAUGCUGCAGCGUCGCAGUAUCGUUUCGCGAGCUUCACUCUACAACGUGUGGCCAAUGAUCGUUCAACCUGUGAGGGCACCAUUGUCUUGUUGAGCGCAACAGUAGUCACCUUACAUUUUAUUAAUUGAUUCAAAAGCUGAACGUCAGAUAUGUCGGACCAUGCGUGUCAACAAGACUGUGCCUGUGCUAUUUUCGAAUAGGGGGUAUUUACGUUCGCCUCUGGUUAUUUACAUAUACGAGCAUUAAAUUCAAUAUAUCGUUGCUUCGAUGUUUGCUUUACUGCUUGUGCAAAAGUGGAGUGAAGUCCACAACACCGUUACUGCAAUCAGAAUCUAACAAUCGUGUAUUCACGCACAUGCACACACUCCCAUACUGGAACAUUUAUUUUAAUUAUUCUGUGUAAAACGGCGCAACCUCGACUGUUGGGUGUGUAUAUUAUUACGAGAUCUGCUAAACUGCAUACACACAUACACACACAUUAUGUUGCAAUAACAAGACCCGUAAGUCAGUCCGUGAAUGCAACGAACAGAAGAAUACCAUCACAUAAUAAACAUAACAACAUGUGUACAGCAACUGGGUUCAUUUAGCAGCAGCUGAAUGAAUUUGCAGAGCAAUGGUGAUUAUCCUUACUUGUUAGUGUACUGUGUUUGUUUAGCUUUACCUUCCUACACUGAUUGUAACUCUUCGCAUAGCAAGUUUAGUUCCGGCACGAACCGCUCGUAGAUACUUCCUUAAAGCCAUCUCCUUGCCAAACUAGGACAAUGUAUCGAUGUGCCGACGAUAUAGAAAUAUGUUGAUUGACUGUCUUAUUACACACUCACACACAUACAAAUUGUAGUCAUUUAUUGACAGUUCCUGAGCUUGAACAGGCGUAUUUUUUUAAGACACAUGUUUACGGCACCAAAACAGUUGCGUUUUCAAACGUAUGUUCGUCUCACGUAUCGAUGGAUGAAAGUUCGCUCUCACAUCACCCAAUAGCUAUUUCGAUAACCUGUUAUCUGUACCCGCGUACAAUGGCGAAUGUAUGAUUUUGUUUUAUUUCAAGUUUCCUUAAAAGGAGCAAUUCGAAGAAAUCCAACUUGCUAAACCGACAAAGUUUCGACCAAUCCAUAGUAAUGUUUGUUACAGCACAGAAUGGAGAAAAGCUAAAAUUUAGAAGAGACUAUAUUAUUAUUUUACUUUGUAAAAAUAAUGUUAUGGGUGUUUUCGUGGGGUUUAGAAGGCGAUUGUGAUAUCGCGCCUUCAAACUCAUAAGAUGUUGCCGGUUCACAACACUAUUUAUUCCCCUGAGUUACAAAGAGAGAUACGUUAAUAUGUUUACUGGUACUACCAAUCGAAUCAUAGUCAGAUGCGUCGUCCUCUUCCACGUUAACGCAGAGGAAGAACGCGUAUAGUUCUUGUAUUUUUGAUUACUAUUGUUUAUAGUUUUGCUAUUUGCACUUCCAUUGCCCACUUAUCCGAAUUGCCGAAAGCCGCGCCAACCAGAAACGCUAAUGCAAUCUCUGUGUUGCAAGUGAGAUAAUCACAUACAUACAUACAAACAAAUAAAAUCCCCACAACCCCAGAUACACACACCGUCAAAUAGUAGAAAUAUUUCCAAUGAUCAAACGAAAAACGACGUUAACAAGAAUCAUUCGAACGGAUUGGUCGAAUAAUUCUGUUUUACACUACAGUGUACAUCCCCCAACCCCUCCAUUUGCUUAAGUUGUUGCAUUUAGGUGUCGUUGAGUGAGAGAACGUGCAAAGCGCAGAUGGGCAGACACGGGAAUGGGCAGAUUUUUACGUGCAUGAAUAUUAAGGUAAUAAUAUACAUCGGACUGUGAAUUAAAAGAAACAUAAAACAAGAAAGCAAUCACUUAACUCAGACCAGCAGGCCCAGGCUCAUCACCACGGACAGCCAUAAUAGUGCGUAAGGGGCUGAUUUAUGUUGAUCGCCCGUCAGGGCCACGAUUCCUGCGCCUCCCGUAAAUGAUUUGAAAACAAUACACACCCACACCCAUACACACACGAGAUUCGCUUUUCAUAUCAUGAUUUAGUGUCAAACAGUUGACAGCCGCUAGUUAAAUGUGAUUAUUACCAUCGAGGGGGCGUGCGAGGAAGUCUUUGAAAUGAGUUUGCUAUUAUUAUAUGUGUAUGUGUUCCAAUUUCUGGCCAAUUAAACCAAAAACAAAAGAAAGAAGAAAAGAAAACAAACGAUCGAUCAGGGAAGAGGUAGAGAGGAAACUGUGUCAAAAGAAAAAGAAAAAGAAUAGGAAAUCCCACGGGAACUACACCAAGCAGCAGCUGUGUUAUGUGUGGGAUUUAUCCCUCCCAUUUUCACCCAAGUUGAUGUGAUAAAUCGAGAAACGCAAACGAACGAAGCAUGAUAUCGUUUUUUAGAACAUUUCCCAACUGCUGCACUCACUUGAUCGUUCGAUCAGAUCCAGAAGAUGCGUGUAUAAUAAUCGGGUCGUGCGGGGUAGUAUGUGUUUUGUUACGUUUUUUUUCUCCCCCUCCCCCCGCUUAUGUCUCGUUACGUUAUGAUUUUGAUUCGUUUAUUAUUUUGUUUAGUUUAAGCGUUGGACCAUGUUCAGCCUACCUUCAGCUCUAAAGGCGGAAUAAUAACCGGCUGCUACAGAAUGCAGGCAAAGAAUUGUGGAAUUGCAAAACGGCAGCGGCAGCGAACGGGGGAAAAUUAGUAAAAUCCCCCGGACACAUAACCUCCCCUAACGUUAUGAAUGGUUACCUUAUUUGUAUCUGUUGUUUUGUCACCAUCAGCCUCGUUAUACAUAUAAAUAUAUAUAUAAAAAUACAUAUAACUCAUAACUAAUGUAUGUGGUAAAUGUACAACCAACCCUAACCUAACCUUUAAGUUAACUUACGCGUGUAACAGAUACCAGUGCGCACCCUUACUGUGUCCGUGAGUCAUCGUCUGCGUUCUUGAAAUGGGCUUCGGUCCAAUAAAUAUAGUUUAGAAGCCGGCAAAAAUAUAAGCGGUUUCUGCAGCAAAACGCGAUCGAGAUUUUUUUUCCCUUUUACUCCUUACUGCUCCCGAAUGUGUUUGUGUACUCCGGAUAUUGUUAUCAUUCUUCAAUUGGUUUUUGGUUCGCUUCUUUCUUUCUUUCUUUUCUUUCUAUACGGCAAACAACACGACCUGAGAUGAGAUAAGCUCCCCGAUCAUGUGUACAGGAUGAACGAUCACAUUGAAAUAUUAUCUGCCCGUCACUGUGAGGGUAAUGGUUAGGCAUUUAACAGCAGGGCUAUAUCGGUAUCAUACUAUUUGGUGACAUUAAUUUGCCACAGUUUAAUACCACAGCAUUGGAAUCGAAAGCAAAUCCGCUCACAUGAAAAUCAGUUUGAAGAAGACUCCCCGCGUGGUGUUAUAGAGGACAAGUUUCCACGCCAGCGCCAGUUUGUGAUGCUAAUGCGGCUAAUUUACGCGCCGAUUUCUCAAAGAGGAACAUUUUUAGAAACCAAAAUGUAUAUGGCACAUAUUCUUCCAAAAUUAUUAAAAAAAAAAAAAACAUACAUUGGUGUAUAUGGCAGAUUGGUGGAAUUUUCUUGGGAAUUUUCGUAGUAUUAUGUUGUUUCCCAAAAUCGACACUAGGUGUCCCGUUCUAAGUCAAAUGUCAAUAACAACAACGACCCUUUGUGACAUUGUGAUACACAUCUAUGAUGGAGGCACUACGUAAUAGGCUGACCAUGCGUCCCUUGGCAACACCGGAAAACGAGCCCUGUAAUUCGAGAACAAAACAAUCGUUUAAGUAGCUAGAAAAUGGAUCUUUUAGUUAACUACUUUCUGGCUAGAAACAUAAAGCUAAAUUUCUCCUGCAAUAAUGUGUGACGGUGAGGCACACGUAUCUUGUGUGAAACUGAAUGCAACAAUACUGCAACGUUUUUUUUAAUGUUCCAUCUUCCACUGACUUACGCAUGAAAGCAGGAAUGUGCCAACAAAACCAAACCAAAUUAGAAAACAUCCUCACCUGUGAGCACAUGGAUACAUUAAAAAACUGAAACACUUUCCAAAAGGCAUCAUGAAUGAUGGCACUAAAAUACAUCACUUAACGCUUCUUUCCUGUACGACCAUACGCCCAUGUUUUGCUUUAUCAUCAACUCAUACUUGUCAAGCAUGUGGCCCUGUUUUAGGAACCGCCAUCACCUCAGCUUGCAAGGAUCGACGCGUGUGAGUGUGUGCGUGUGUGAUGUAAAAAAAGUCGCUUUUCCCAAAAAUAAGCAUUAAAAAGUGCGUUUAUCUCAUAUCUCUAACCAUUCUCUCCCUUCAUCAUUUUAGCUCUAUGAAAGUAUAAGAAAACGAAGAAGAAGAAAAAAACAAACACUUCUAAUACCGCCUCAUCUGCAUUACAUACAUACUUUGUGCCAUUUUCAAUCUUUGAUUUUUGUUUAACAACGUAAACUAUAUUACAACAUCCACAUCUAUUGCACAGGCAAUUGCGUCGAAACAAAAAAGAAAAACGAACAUAAGAAAAAAUAACAAAAAAAGGAAACAAACCAUGUGAUUCACACAUUAUUUUACACGCUGCUUUGGACGCGAAAUCACGAAACAAAAGCAAAGUGUCUGGAAGGACAUUCUCUCUUCGUCGCGCGCGUGUGUGUGUGUGUUUUUGUUUGCGUGCGAAGGAUGGCGCGAAUCACUAAACCCGGGUAUAAAAGCAAGUGAACUGUGCAAUCACAAGCAAACAUACACACACACAUUAGCAGGGAGGCAAAUCAUUCCACUGAUUCCGCGCGCUCCAUAAGAAGAAAACAGAAAAUCUUAAGUGCAGAAGAGAAAUUACAACAAAAAAAGUAUGCGCAUCGAGCGCCCAAUGCACGUGCAACAAGUGCAAUGGCAUUAAAAAAACGGUUCGAAUGAUUAACCAGUGCGUGUGGGUGCGUGUGCGGGUGUAUGUGUGUGUGGAAGGGUGAGUUAGAACAUUCGAAGUGCAUGUGCAUCUGCAGUACAUGCGACACGCACGCAACCAGCUCCCCUCACUAAAAAUGCAUAAUUAAAUUAAAGCAUUAACAAGCUACAACGUCUCACACGGCAUGCCAAAAACGGAAUGCACACUGUACAUAUAUGUGCAAUAAGGUGCGGGAAAGUGCAUGUGUGUGUGUGGGUGUAUGUGUGUGUGGAGAUCUGGGGCAGGAGAGAGAGAGAGGAACGCAUCCAAACAGUAGUAGACGGUACGGAGCAUUCGAAGCUGCAGCUCUUCGAAGGAAACUUACAUAUAUCUCGAACAAAAACAAAAGGAAACCAAAAGUAAUAUAAUGUAGUAAGGCAACAGUUGCAAUCUUCUGGGUGGAUGAUAAAGAAGAAGAAGAAAAAGAAAGAAGAAGAGCAACAACAAAAUCGGCGGAAAAACAUCACGUAAAAACAAAGCAAAAAAGAGAUAAACCAAAAUUAACUAUGUUUAUCAAAAGAUUGUGCAACAAUGAAUAGAAAAAGAGAGAAGAAAAGAACAAACCAAACUAUCUAUACAUACAUUACAAAAAAAAACAAACCCAGUUAGCGAUACCAGUGAGAAUAUGGGAUGAGAGCGGGAGAGCACAUAAUUCGCUCCUGUGUUGCUAAGGUGUGCAAUAAGAUGGGAGGAAGGAAAACGAAAAGAAGCGAAAAGAAACAAACUAAACAAAAAGUGAACGUUUUCUCAAGCAGCAUCCAAGUAGGUUUGACCAAAGUUUUUAGACAGCAGAGAGAACACAGCAGAGAAGCAAAGCAGCACAGAGCGUAGUGAAUAUGUGUGUGUGAACAACACAGAAGAAAAAGAAGAAGAAAAAAAGGAAACAAAAUAAUAAAAGAAACAUUAGAAAACACUCCCCAACGCGCGAAGAUACCGCCCCAGAUACUAGUGGUGGUAGUAGAGUGGUCGGGCCGAAUUUGGUCGAUUGCCAUCCUGGUUUGGAAGUAAGAUGGCACUAGAUGCAAAUUGGCCGUAAGCGCAAACACCGAGCAGCAGCAGCAGCAGCAAACAAACGCCGCAGCCGCGGUGAGCGAAAUGGUUUUUCUUUGUUUUUUGGCCAGGAAGCGGCUAUGGCUAUGCUGUUGUUCGCUAUUGGUACCGGUAGUCGAAAACCUAAGUCUAUGUCUUUGAAUACGUCUUUGAAUAUGGCUUUAUAAAGCAUAGGCUUUAUAAAACAUAGAAGACUGUAUCCUGCUCCACAAAAGAAGAAGAUUUGUACCGGUACGCACCCAUCCGAACGGUGAGCGAAUCUGUCUGUGUGUGUGUGGUCGCUCGGUGUUUCUGUCGUGGGAAUUCUUGCUGAGCGGUAAUCAAUUCGCCCAAUUGAUUAUCGUUCAGUGUUCGAGUUGAAUUCGACAGACAACGGAAUGUUCAAUGGCCAUCACCGGCUCAUCCUUCUCCUCCCCGUUGGGAUGCGAUCCCAGUACCUGCGUACGAGCGGACAGCAUAGUUACACACCCGCUUGAUCCCAACCAACCAGUGCCAUUCGGAAAGUUAACACAUUUCACCGCUCACCGCGGUUCACGCCCGCUACACAUGAAAGGGAACCAUCUUUAUGUCCCUUGUAUUUUGAACCUGCUUCUAUCGAACGUUUCCUGAUCGGGAAUAUGAUGCCAAUCAUUCGCUUCUGGCUUCAAUUCUUUUCUGUUCAGCCCUCUGUAUCCAUCCAACCAUUUGGCGUCGUCACCAUCACUAGACUAGGGAUUUAAAUUUGUAAAUUUGUAAUGCUUAAAGGCGUAUUACCUAUUUUUAAUUUUCUUCCCUUUUAUGUAUGUAUCAACAAACUAUUCUAUACUUGUUGUACCGAAAAUAACUAUUCUCCCUCUCUCUCUCCCACUGACUUGCCGACCCUCGUCCAGAAGGGUUCAAAAAUGUUGUAAAAUGGUUCACUUUCACGAAUGCUCCACACAAAAAUCCCCGAAUUUGUUGCCCCAAAUAACGAUGAUCGCAUCGAAUACGGAAGAAGGAAGGGUAAGAAAAUGCAAAAGAUUUAAUUUUUGGGUGGAUUAAGUGUUCUCACACGCUCUUAACUAGAAGAAGAAUUGAAAUUGAAAACCACUUUACGCCGCGCGCCACUGAUACAGUCCCCAGUUGGGAGGAAUCAGGCAAAGGAAACGGUUACACAUUUUUAGUGGCGAAUGUGACGGUGAUCUUUUAAUAAGAAAUAAAAGGGUGAAGCAGAAACAACACACAAAAUUACAUAAAGCCUGGUACGAGCUACGACGUUCAGUGCCGCUGCUUUAUUUCAUUCCAAAUCGGUGCGCAGAACAAAGAUGGGUGGACCGAAAUCUCUUUCGGAACAGUGGAAAAUAGAGAAGAAGAAAAAAAAGUAUAAGAAUUGAAAACGAAACACGAUCCCCAAGUAAAUCAUAUUCAUAUAAAGUGAGAAAAUACAAGAGAAGAAAACAUUCACACACACACACACUCACCGAACAUGCAGUCAUAGUAAUCGAGCGAUAGAAUGUAACUAAGGUGAACUAUUUAUGUUUUUAAUUUUACUUAAACGGAAAAUUACCACAAUGGCACAGAAGCAAAGUGCAGUGAAAGUGUAGAGAAAGAUAGAGAGAAAGAGAGAGAGAGAGAGAGAGAGAGAGAGAGAGAGAGAGA
Messenger RNA from Anopheles merus, 10402 nucleotides. It is a transcript of the gene Galphaq, whose product is annotated as guanine nucleotide-binding protein G(q) subunit alpha. NCBI's taxonomy places the organism in Eukaryota, Metazoa, Arthropoda, Insecta, Diptera, Culicidae. Gene Ontology annotation, biological process: adenylate cyclase-modulating G protein-coupled receptor signaling pathway; phospholipase C-activating dopamine receptor signaling pathway. The transcript has 9 exons. Gene Ontology annotation, cellular component: heterotrimeric G-protein complex. Gene Ontology annotation, molecular function: guanyl nucleotide binding; G protein-coupled receptor binding; G-protein beta/gamma-subunit complex binding. The coding region runs from base 1319 to 2380 and encodes 353 amino acids. The record is from RefSeq and is a predicted model, not a curated record.